Molecule: messenger RNA, 1197 nt
Organism: Phanerochaete carnosa HHB-10118-sp
Lineage: Eukaryota; Fungi; Basidiomycota; Agaricomycetes; Polyporales; Phanerochaetaceae
Exons: 2
Source: RefSeq, a predicted model, not a curated record
AUGGUUCCCCCACUCCCCCAGGAGCUCUUGGACUACAUUUUAGACCACCUCCACGACGACAAACACGCGCUCAAAUGCUGCUCUACAGCCUGCCUCUCCCUCUUACCGACUUCCUCGUUCCAUCUCUUUCAGGAAGUCGCUCUGGGCAGACGACUCUGUGCGCCGACCUCGGAGGUGCUCCGACGUUUCGCCCGUGCUGUCGAAAAAUCCCCCAGACUGCGUACUCAUACGCGUGGUCUAUCGCUUUCCCCACCUCUCCGCACACGUAGAUCGCAAGGCGCGAGCCUCGGUAUCGAUCUCCACGUCCUUCGUGACACCUUAGAGCAGCUGCCCAGCCUCCGGACUAUCGAUUUGAGAUAUGUGCAGAUACUACCGCAUGGACCUGUCCAAUCGCUAUCGCACCCAAGUCUCAGGAAGGUGGUCCUUGGGACGCUGCACCAUCCAGAGCCCUCUAGGCUUCGGGAUAUAUUGCCGCUGUUGUUCGGCGUCCGGCUCGGUACUCUCGUGCUCUUCGGCCAAUGGGCUGAAGAUUCCGAUCCAGUCCAAUACCAAACUCUCUCCCUUAUCCGUGUGUCGUGCCUGUCAUUCCAGGAACGGAAUGCAGACAAUAGUGGAUCCUGCCUUGCCGCACUACGCCUGUCCACGGACCCUGGUUCGCUCCGAGAGCUCCGCAUAGCGCUGGAGAGUCUCGCAACUGCCCAUCACGUCAACAGCCUUGUCCGACAAGGUUCUCCGAACCUGCGUGCGCUGCACUUUGAUCUGACGGAGCUGCGGCUGUCAUGUAUAGGAGGAGGCACCGUCCCGUCUAUUGCGGCCAUCUCCGAAUGUGCUAGCCUACAAGGUAUCUCCUUCAAGCUGACCAUGUGCUCACGGGACGCGCAUCAUGCUCUUAUGAGCACCAUGGCCUGGUCGUUCGUCUUACAAGUUCUGUCGCACGCGCCACCGACUAUCCGGAAAGUCGUUUUCAGCAUGGAGGCAUGUCCUAGAUUCCACAGCCAGUGUGUUCCUGAGACACGCGACGAGACCCAUUCUCUCCGGCUAUCUCGUCUCCAAACUCUACUCGGCAGGUUGCUCGGCCUUGUGUCCGUGACGCUUGAACUGGUCCCCUUAGGGUUUUCACACGAGCCGUUGAUUGAAGAGAUGCGGCAUGCUUUGAAGUGGGUAAAGUCUGCACAUAGUACCAAGUACGAGGUGUCU